Arvicola amphibius (Eurasian water vole) is the source of this 735-nucleotide messenger RNA. RefSeq names its product coiled-coil domain containing 71 like (gene Ccdc71l). Lineage: Eukaryota; Metazoa; Chordata; Mammalia; Rodentia; Cricetidae. The record is from RefSeq and is a predicted model, not a curated record.
GCGGGCGUCCCCGAGCGGCCUCCGAUGAGACGCGGCGCGAAGAGGCGGCGGCGCCGGCCCCGGGCCGCCUGGGGCGGCGGCUACGGAGCGGAAGGAGGGGCCGCCGGGCUGGAGGCGCUGGAGGAGAAGGUGGUGUACUCGCGAUCGCAACUGUCGCUGGCCGGCAGCACGGAGGCGCUGGGCGACGCCUUCAAGCUCUUCAUGCCGAGCAGCACGGAGUUCAUGAGCUCGGAAGCGGAGCUCUGGAGCUUCCUCUGCAGCCUCAAGCAUCAGUUCUCCCCGCACAUCCUGCGCAGCAAGGACGUCUACGGCUACUCGUCGUGCCGGGCGCUCGUGCCCGACCCCCCGGCGCCCGCCGGCCGCCACGCGCGCCGCCCGCGCCCGCGCGCCGCGCCCAGGAGGAGGCGCCGCGGAGCUCGGGACGCCCGGGCAGCCUGCGCUCGCACCCCGCCGCCGUCUCCGCCGACGCCGCCGCCUCCGCCUCCGCACGCCGCCGAGCCCGGGCCGCCCGCGUCCUGCUUCGGGGGCCGCACCCUGGAGGAGAUCUGGAGGGCGGCCACCCCGACGUUGACGAGCUUCCCGACCAUCCGCGUUGGCGACGACGUGUGGGGCGAGCGCAGCCUGGCGGUGGCGCGGCGCAGGGCGCGCCAAGUGCUCCGAGUGGACCUGGAGCCCGUGGUGAGGCUGCGCCGCUUCCCGGUGCCCCGGGCGUGACGCGCGCCGUGGCGCCUCCUG